Messenger RNA from Tarenaya hassleriana, 1920 nucleotides. RefSeq names its product SWI/SNF complex subunit SWI3A. The transcript is spliced from 8 exons. The coding region runs from base 95 to 1747 and encodes 550 amino acids. Gene Ontology annotation, molecular function: protein binding. Lineage: Eukaryota; Viridiplantae; Streptophyta; Magnoliopsida; Brassicales; Cleomaceae. The record is from RefSeq and is a predicted model, not a curated record.
UGUAAUUGUUUUUUAAUCUUCGGUCACGCGAGAGAUUCAUACGAAUCCCAAACGAUUCGGAGCGGAUCGAUUGUUCCGUCAGUGUAGAAGGGACAUGGAGGCUACUGAUCCGAUCUGGAAAGAGCCAGAACUCGAGCUCUACACCGUUCCUGCUCAAUCAAGUUGGUUCUCAUGGGAUGAUAUACAUGAAAUAGAGAGACGUGCAUUUGAGGAGUUCUUCAGUGGGAGCUCGAUCACUAGAACUCCCAAAAUAUACAAGGAAUAUAGAGAUUUCAUCAUCAACAAGUACAGGGAGGACCCUUCAAGGAAGCUCACGUUUACAGCCGUUCGGAAGUAUCUGGUGGGCGAUGUCAAUUUGCUACAGAAGGUGUUUCUCUUCCUAAAAAAAUGGGGACUGAUCAAUUUUGAUGCGUCGAAGAGCAGUGACGACACAUUGGUGGAGAUUGAGGAGAAGCAAAAGGUUAAAAUUGAGGAAGGAACUCCUGCUGGGGUUCGUGUCACUGCAACCCCAACUUCGCUAAGGCCUAUUACCUCACCUCCCUACACUGUGGAUGUGAAUGAGCAAAGGCCCGACACUGGCAGUAAGUUGCCGCCUUUGACGUCUUAUUCAGUUGUCUUCAACGAUUUGAGGAAGCCAUAUGUGUUGGUUUGUGGGAGUUGUGGAGAGCGAAGUGAUUCUGCUCACUAUGAACACGUCAAGAGUAGUAUCAGCAUCUGUGAAAAGUGUUUCAAGAGUGGAAAGUACGGGGAGAACAACUCUGAAGAUGAUUUCAAGUUAAUGGACUCAGUCGGGGACAAGAACCCUGCUGGAGCUGUGUGGACAGAGGAAGAGACACUUCUCCUGCUAGAGUCAAUGCUGAAACACGGGGACGAUUGGGAACUCGUUGCGCAAAGUGUUCCUACAAAGAGUAAACUAGAUUGCAUAUCUAAGCUCAUUGAGCUCCCCUUUGGAAAUGUUCUAAUGGGUUCAGCAUCCGGAAGAGAUAACUCGUCUAUCUCCCCCCGUAGCAUCAAUGACCCCAAAGGACGGCAGUUUUCUCCUUCUCGUCCCUCUGAACAAAUGAAAUCCGAAGGUCAAGACCACGAGCAGACCAAUGAGAGGGAAGAAAAGGGAGAUACUGUAGAUGAAGAAGAGCCGCCAGCAAAACGGAAACGUGUUGCUUCACCCCUAGAUGCUACUGGUAAUUCACUUAUGAAACAGGUUACGACAAUGGGAACUAGUGUUGGCCCAGCUGCCACAAAAGCUGCAAUUGCAGCACUUUGUGAUGAAGCCUCUUGUCCGAGGGAGAUGUUAACAGACAGUGGUGAUUGCGAGGAUCUUACGGUUAAAAGUCAUCAGUCGUUGAUCCCAGAAAGAGCUGAUGGAGACAAAGAUACCGAGAAAGAGGAACAGCGAACAGACUAUGAAGAACCUCAAGAAGCAUCGUCAAUGGAGGAUUUACCUUUAGCUCUACGGAUAAGAACAUCUGCGGCAGCAGCUCUGGGAGCAGCAGCCGCUCAUGCGAAGAUACUGGCUGAUCAAGAAGAACGAGAGAUGGAGCUUUUAGCUGCCACUGUGAUCGAUGAACAGCUGAAGAAACUGCAGAGCAAAAUGAAGUUUUUGGACCAUUUGGAACUGUUAAUGGAUAUGGAAGAGAGAGAGAUAGAGGCUCAGAAGGAGAGACUUCUGGAUGAUAGAAUGGGCGUUUUGCAAAGCGCGUUUCGUGCCGGUCUAACCAAACGCUGGGAUCAUACCUACUUGAAAUGAUAUUCUAUUUUGUGUUGUUGGUCAUGCGAUUUGAACCAUCCAUAUGAGUUAUGUUUUUCAUUAUCCAAUUUUUCACAUGGGAUUUUCUGUAUGUUAUGUAUCCCACAAGUAUUACGCACAUUUAUUACAACGUACUUGUAAUGUAUGUUUGUGUCCAAGUGUUGACCUUUUUA